This is a messenger RNA of Hydra vulgaris (swiftwater hydra), 1407 nucleotides long. NCBI's taxonomy places the organism in Eukaryota, Metazoa, Cnidaria, Hydrozoa, Anthoathecata, Hydridae. The record is from RefSeq and is a predicted model, not a curated record.
AUGCCGCGUGGGGUGCAUAAAAUGAAGAGAUUAAGUGGACAUCAACAAAGAAAAUUAAAGGAAGCUAAACUUAAAUUCCUUAAAAAAUAUGCAGGGUCAAUACUUCAAUACAUAGAUAACCUAAAUGACGGCCAAUGUUCUUCAAAAGACAGUACUUUGAUACAAACUCCAUUAGUAGUAGAAGAAAGUGAAAAUGAAGCUUCUAAUAAUAGCACCUUCACUGUUGACAUGGAAAAAAAUGACCAAGAAAAUGAAGCUGAAUCUCCACAAGUAUUAGAAAUCACCAAUUUAGAAAAACAUGAUGGAAAAACUAACUUUAAAAUCUUUUCUGACGUCUCUUUUUGGAAAUUACCGCUUCAAGACCACCUUCGAAUUGAGAUUAUUAAAAAGGGAAGUUCUACAUUUCAAAACAAAGAUGGACCAUUUAAUGUAGUACAACGAAAUGUCACUCAAAUGAAAGGCCAUGAUCGUCACCUUUCCUCUGAAUGGUUUUAUAAACAAAUGAAAAAUGGUGAAAAAAUUUUACGUUCAUGGAUGGUUUAAUCACCCAACAUUGGAAAUUUAUACUGUUUUUUUUGUCGAUUAUUUGCCAGUAAUAUUACCAAUUUGAUAUCAAAAUUCGUCACUGGAUUUCAAAAAUGGUGGAAAUUAAAUCCAAAAAUAUAUGAGCAUAAAUCAUCUGACAAUCAUUUGCGAUUUUUGGAAAAAUGGAAGAUUCUGGAAACAAAUUUAAAAUCUAAUAAUACAAUCGAUGCCGAAAUUAUUUCUUUUACAGAAAAUGAAAAGAAAAAGUGGCGAAACAUAUUGUAUAGGCUCUUAGAUGUAACUUUGUUUCUUGCUAAGCAAAAUUUGCCAUUUCGUGGACAUCAGGAGGAUGAAUCAUCUUUGAAUAAAGGUAAUUUUUUAGAAUUAGUGGAUUUGCUUUCAACAUAUGACCCUAUAUUAAAGGAGCAUUUAAUUAAAUUAAGGAAAAGUUAUUCCAAGGUUUCGUAUCUUUCCCCAAAAAUUCAAAAUGAAUUUAUCAGUUGUCUGGAAAGUCACGUAAAAAACAAACUUAUUGAAGAAAUAAAAUCCGUGCGAUGUUUUGGCGUAAUGUUUGAUAGCACUCCUGAUAUAUCUCACGUGGAUCAAAUGUCUGAGGUGAUCAGAUUUAUUAAAAUUGAAAAUAAAAAGGUAGAAAUAAAAGAGGCAUUUUUAGGAUUUUUUCCAUUAAAAGGAAAAAAGGCUCUGGACUUAAGUACUGAAAUACUUAAACAAUUAGAAUCUGUUGGGUUAGAUAUAAUGAUGUGCCGCUCCCAGGGAUAUGAUAAUGCUGCUACAAUGGCUGGAAUCCACGGAAGUGUACAGAAAAUUAUUUCUGAUAAAAUAAUAAGCCAAUUUUUAAUGGAUGUAUUGAUCAUUCCCUAA